Messenger RNA from Amyelois transitella, 576 nucleotides. RefSeq lists its product as uncharacterized. The record is from RefSeq and is a predicted model, not a curated record. NCBI's taxonomy places the organism in Eukaryota, Metazoa, Arthropoda, Insecta, Lepidoptera, Pyralidae. The transcript has a single exon. The coding region runs from base 1 to 576 and encodes 191 amino acids.
AUGAGCGAAUGUGGAGUCGACAAGCCACUUAACGACUGGUUCCGCGACUAUCUAACCGGGCGCUCAUAUCGUGUCAGGGUUGGAGAUGCGCUCAGCGCGAUGACGGCGGUACGCUGCGGGGUACCGCAGGGCUCGGGGUGUGGUCCCGUGAGCUACCUAAUGCACGUUAACAGCCUGUGUGGUGCACUGCAGCACUGCACAGCGCACAUGUUCGCGGAUGACCUCUGCAUGCUGCUCGCCGGCGCUGACCUGGCGGAACUCCUAUCUUUGGUACAAUGUGAUGUGGACGCGGUCGUUGAGUGGUCGCACGACAACGGAAUUCUAUUGAAUACCUCUAAAACUAAAUAUAUGUUAAUACACUCUCCCUAUAUUGAUCUUUCCAAACAACCAUCAGCAUUGCCUAUAACAGCUCAUUCUUAUUCCUGUAUUCAUAAUAAAAAUAUAUACUGUACUUGUGAACCCAUAGAACGUGUAAAUUAUAUAACCUACCUUGGAGUUAUUGUAGACGAUCGUUUUUCCUGGACACAACAUGUCAAUUACAUAUGCAGUAAAUUAAGAAUUUGUCAAAAGAAGUAA